GACGGCGCGGCCGUAGGAGCUCGGCAUGCCCUCACUCGCCCCAGGCGGCCUCGGAGCCUCGUGCUCUUAGCCGAGCCGCAGCCUCGUCUUGACUCUGGACCCACGCCGGUGCUCCAUGGUGGUUGAGGGGCAGCGCUCUGCUGCGGCGCGGGGAGGCGGCGGAGGAAGAAGAGGAGGAGGAGGAGGAGGGGACGGAGGGGGGUAUGGCCGCCCAGGGAGACAGCUGCAGCGUCAAGGUGGCGGUGAGGAUUCGUCCUCAGAUGCCAAAGGAGAAAAUCGAAGGAUGUCAUAUUUGUACUUCAGUGACACCUGGAGAGCCCCAGGUACUCCUGGGAAAGGACAAAGCAUUUACCUACGACUUUGUCUUCGACUUGGAUACUUGGCAGGAACAGAUCUAUACCACCUGUGUGAACAAGCUCAUCGAGGGCUGCUUCGAGGGGUACAAUGCCACUGUGUUGGCAUAUGGCCAGACAGGUGCAGGUAAGACUUACACCAUGGGCACUGGCUUUGACAUGAGCAUUUCCGAGGACGAAAGUGGCAUAAUUCCAAGGGCCAUUGCCCACCUGUUCAGUGGCAUAGAGGAGCGCAAGCGGGCAGCGCAGGAACAGGGCGUGCCAGCACCAGAGUUCAAAGUCAGUGCGCAGUUCCUGGAGCUGUAUAAUGAGGAGAUCCUGGACCUCUUUGAUAGCACACGGGACCCUGAUUCCCGCCAUCGGAAGUCAAACAUUAAAAUUCACGAGGAUGCCAGUGGUGGGAUCUAUACCACAGGUGUCACAUCACGUCUCAUUGGCUCGCAGGACGAGUUGAUUCAGUGCCUGAAGCAGGGAGCUCUGUCCCGAACCACAGCCAGCACCCAGAUGAAUGUCCAGAGCUCCCGCUCCCACGCUAUCUUCACCAUCCACCUUUGCCAAAUGCGUGUCUGCUCCCCUGUACACUUGGUGAAUGGAGACACAAACAGUCUCCUGGAGGGAUCCCAGGCUACCAGUGAAUAUGAAACCCGAACAGCCAAAUUCCACUUCGUUGACCUGGCUGGCUCAGAGAGAUUGAAGCGGACUGGUGCAACAGGCGAGAGAGCCAAAGAAGGGAUCUCCAUAAACUGUGGCUUGCUAGCACUGGGGAACGUCAUCAGUGCCCUUGGGGAUCAGAGCAAGAGAGCCCUGCAUGUGCCCUACCGAGAUUCAAAGCUGACCCGGCUCCUCCAGGACUCCCUUGGUGGCAACAGCCAAACCAUAAUGAUUGCCUGUGUGAGCCCUUCAGACCGGGAUUUUAUGGAGACUCUGAAUACCUUGAAGUAUGCCAAUCGUGCUCGCAACAUCAAGAACAAAGUGGUAGUGAAUCAGGAUAAGACAAGCCAGCAGAUCAGCGCUCUGAGAGCUGAAAUUGCUCGUCUCCAGAUGGAGCUCAUGGAGUACAAGGCGGGCAAACGUGUCAUUGGAGAGGAUGGUUCCGAAGGCUACAGUGACCUAUUCCAAGAAAACACCAUGCUGCAAAAGGAAAACACCACUUUGCGUAUGCGGGUGAAGGCCAUGCAAGAGGCUAUUGAUGCAAUCAACAUCCGGGUUACUCACUUGAUGAGCCAGGAAGCCAACCUGAUUCUUGCCAAGGCAGGUGAUGGCAAUGAAGCUAUUGGUGCUUUGAUCCAGAACUACAUCAGAGAAAUUGAAGAACUCAGGACAAAACUUCUGGAGAGUGAAGCCAUGAAUGAGUCUCUGCGUCGCAGCCUGUCACGGGUUUCUUCCCGGCUUCCUUAUUCCCUGGGCUUGUCCCCAGGGCCUGGGUUGGGAACUUCUAAUAGCCCUACCAUCUCUGUGGAUGAAGAAACCUCUGAAAUCCUGCAGUGGGCCAAGCAAGAUGUCGAACGACUAAAGAAAGAGACUAAACUGCGAAGGAAAAGCCCAGAAAAAGAAGGGUUUAAGAAGAGGUUGAAGCUACAGCAGGGAAAUGAGGCAGAUGAGGCGGAUGAGAAUGAAGCGGAAGAGGAGGAACGGGAUGAGAGUGGCUGUGAGGAAGAAGGUGGCCAGGAAGAGGAAGAGGAGGAAGAUUCAGGAAGUGAAGAAAGCCUGGUAGAUUCUGACUCAGAUGUUGAAGAAAAAGCAGCAAAUUUCCAGGCUGACCUUGCUGACCUGACCUGUGAGAUUGAGAUCAAGCAGAAGCUAAUUGAUGAGCUGGAGAACAGCCAACGGCGUCUACAGACCCUGAAGCAUCAGUAUGAGGAGAAGCUCAUUCUGCUGCAGAACAAGAUCCGUGACACCCAGCUAGAAAGGGACAGGGUCCUGCAGAAUCUCAGUUCCAUGGAAUGCUACACAGAAGAGAAAGCCAACAAGAUUAAAGCAGAUUAUGAGAAACGUCUAAGGGAGAUGAACAGGGACCUACAAAAGUUGCAGGCAGCCCAGAAGGAACAUGCUCGUCUCCUCAAAAACCAGUCUCGAUAUGAGCGAGAGUUGAAGAAACUGCAUGCAGAAGUAGCAGAGAUGAAGAAAGCCAAGGUGGCACUGAUGAAACAAAUGCGUGAAGAACAGCAGAGGCGGAGACUGGCAGAGACCAAGAGGAACCGGGAGAUCGCCCAGCUAAAGAAGGAGCAGCGUAGGCAGGAGUUUCAGAUUCGAGCACUAGAAUCUCAAAAGCGACAGCAGGAGAUUGUACUGCGCAGGAAAACCCAAGAGGUCUCUGCUCUGCGCCGUCUGACCAAACCCAUGUCUGACCGGGUUGCUGGGAGGAUGAAUCAGAAGCAAGCCAUGGUAGACUCAGGUGCUGAGGUCUCCACCAGCACCACUUCCUCAGAGCCAGAAUCUGGUUCUCGUUCUGUCUCUAGCAUUGUACGACAGUGGAAUCGGAAAAUCAACACCUUUCUGGGAGACUCUCCUUCUUCUACUAAUGGGGCUCGAACCAUCAGGAAGAAAUUCCCAAAGAAAGGGACAAACCAAUCCUUCAGCAAGACAGCCCGCCUGAAGUGGCAGUCAUUGGAACGCCGUGUCUUUGACAUUGUCAUGCAGAGGAUGACUGUCAUUAAUUUGGAAUCAGACAUGGAGCGGCUCAUCAAGAAACGUGAGGAACUGUCACUGAUGCAGGAGACGCUGCUAGGGAAAAGGGAGAAGCUGCAGACGGAGAACCCUGAAGAACUGAAAGGCCUGCAGGAGCUGAAUGAAGAGAUUGAAGUGCUGGCAGCCAACAUUGACUACAUCAAUGACAGCAUCUCUGACUGCCAGGCCACCAUCAUGCAAAUCGAAGAGACCAAGGAAGAACUGGAUUCUACUGACACCUCUGUGGUGAUUAGCUCCUGCUCCUUGGCGGAAGCACGGCUGUUGCUGGACAAUUUCCUUAAGGCAUCCAUAGACAAGAGCCUGCAGGUAGCCCAGAAGGAAGCUCAGAUCCGUCUACUGGAAGGACGUCUGAGACAAACAGAUAUGACCGGCUCCUCCCAAAACCAUCACAUCCUGGAUGCCCUACGGGAGAAGGCAGAAUCCCACCCUGAGCUCCAGGCACUCAUCCACAAUGUGCAGCAAGAGAAUGGUUAUGCGAGCACAGAUGAAGAAGUCUCUGAAUUCAGCUUGGCUUCAGAAGGGAGCUUUUCCCAGUCUUUCUCCAUGAAGGGCUCUGCUAGUCAGGAUGACUUCAAGUUCAGGGGAGAGCCCAAGCUGUCUGGCCAGAUGAAAGCUGUGUCUGCAGAGUGCCUGGGACCCACCUUGGACAUCUCUACUAAGAACAUCACCAAGUCAUUGGCAUCCCUCAUGGAGAUCAAAGAGGAUGGGGUUGGCUUUUCCAUCCGUGAUCCUUACUACAAAGAGAAGGUCUCCCGCACCAUCAGUCUGCCCAUCCGGGGGAGCACAUUCCCUAGACAGUCCCGUGGUGCAGACACUUCACCUCUCACAAGGAGGAAGUCGUACGACCGGGGCCAACCUAUCAGGAACCCAGAUGUUGGAUUCACUCCUCCCUCAUCCCCUCCCAGCAGGCCGCGCAAUGACCGCAAUGUCUUCUCUCGCCUCACCAGCAACCAGAGCCAGGGUUCAGCACUAGACAAGUCUGAUGACAGUGACUCCUCUGUCUCGGAGGUGCUAAGGGGCAUCAUUAACCCUGUGGGAGGUUCCAGGAGUGCCCGAACAGCCCCACUGCAGUGCAUUGCUGUAGCAGAAGGACAUACCAAACCAGUCCUGUGCCUGGAUGCUACUGAUGAAUUGUUGUUCUCCGGAUCCAAAGAUCGGAGUUGUAAGAUGUGGAACUUGGUGACUGGCCAAGAAAUUGCAUCUUUGAAAGGGCAUCCAAACAAUGUAGUCUCCAUAAAGUACAGCAGCCACUCUGGUCUGGUCUUCACAGUUUCUACCUCUUACAUCAAAGUUUGGGACAUCCGGGAUUCUGCCAAAUGUAUCCGCACUCUCACCUCAUCAGGCCAGGUGAUUUCUGGGGAUGCCUGUGCUGGGACCACUACCCGUACCAUCACCAGUGUGCAAGGCGAGCACCAGAUCAACCAGAUUGCUCUUAACCCCACGGGCACCACACUUUAUGCAGCCACUGGCAAUUCUGUCCGCAUCUGGGAGCUGAACAGAUUGCAGCCCAUUGGGAAGUUGACAGGCCAUAUUGGACCUGUGAUGUGUCUCACAGUGAACAGGACUGCAAGUAACCAUGACCUUGUUGUCACAGGAUCAAAAGAUCACUAUGUCAAGAUGUUUGAGAUAGCAGAAGGUGUUGGUGGUAAUGUUGGCCCCACUCACAACUUCGAACCUCCGCAUUACGAUGGCAUUGAGUGCCUAGCUAUCCAGGGAGAUGUUCUCUUCAGUGGCUCCAGGGACAAUGGGGUCAAGAAGUGGGACUUGGAGCAGCAGGAGCUCAUCCAGCAAAUCCCAAAUGCACACAAGGACUGGGUUUGUGCUUUAGCCUUUGUGCCCAGCCGGCCCAUGCUGCUGAGCGCCUGCCGUGGUGGGACAGUGAAGGUCUGGAAUGUCGACAAUUUCACACCCGUUGGAGAGAUCAAGGGGCACGACAGUCCCAUCAAUGCCAUCUGUACCAAUUCCAAGCAUAUAUUCACAGCUUCCAGUGACUGGACAGUGAAGCUCUGGAGUGCAAGGAGGCUAUUGAGCGGCACAACCUAGAAGCUGUGAAAAGUGACCACAGUCGAGGUCGCAAGAAGAUCAAAGUGGUGCCCUUGUUGAGCCUGUCUGACAAAGACUAGGAAGUAGCAUCUGGCUUCUCGUAUACUCAGGGCUUCAGGAACAGUUGGCGUCCUGGCGUCUUGGUACCGGGUACACUGGCAAGUGUGUUGGCUAUAUGGUGCAAGGGAGUCUCCUUCCCUUUCCUGUUCCCAUGCUCAGCAUCCUUGUUUGGUAGGAUUUUGCGAUGAUACCGAAUUAUAAAAUGAAGCUGCGCCUGACACCAACAGCCAGUGAAGAAGGGCAAGUGGAGGCAUUUGUGAGCGUUUCCCCAAUCAGAAUCUCUUCGCCACCUUUCCUGGGGGAUGUGUGAUGAGCUCUGCAAAACAGGCAGUUUUUGGUGUUUCUGGACCAGUGGCUUAUCAAGAGGAAAGAGAAAAAAAGCAAGCUCUCAUGCUUUGCAUGAGGAAACUGCACCCACAAUUCCUACUGUCCAAGAGCUGCCUGUGUCCUGCUUAUGCCUUUAGGGCGACCAUGAAACUGACUCGAACAUGCCGUCUGCUUCCUGGAUGCAUUCCCUGCGUAGCUGAUCGUCACGUUUUAGAGGAUGUUUCUUGUUCUAGUUAGGUCUUUCAUGGGUGUCUGUGAAGUGCUGACAUUCUUUUUUCUUAUUUCCAUUAGCAAUGGACUGUGUUUAAAGGGAAGAAGCAGCAUGUGGGGAGCAAAAUGAGCCACCUUAAUUUGAGCACUUGUGUUUCUCUCAAUUUUCAUUCCAAAGUAGUCACUCAGAGGUUUUCAUUUUGAGACACCAGGUGGUCAUGAUGCUAGUUUUUGCACAUUAAAGAUCACAAAUAUCCCUGCAAUGACAAUAUAAAAAAGGAAAAAAAAUCUCGUUUUAAUGAGAACUGUUCAAUUGAGAUGUAAUUAUCAUGUGGCAUCAAGAUUUCUGUGAGUUUGGAAGAAUUACUGCUUUCAGUUUUCCGUUUUGGAUCAGAAAAUGUAAUGCUGGAUCCUUUCCCCCUAGUGCUAGAUAUCCAACAAAAAUAGACUUUAAGCUGGUGGAAUAUACUUUCGAUUCAACCUGAUGCAGCCUGGAAAAAUCCGCAUUUUUGUUUCAGCCUGUUCAACUGUUUACUUUGUCCUCUUCCAGCCACAGCAGAAUUUAUUGAAACUUCCUUCCAAUGGAGAAAGAUUUCUGUCUGGGAACAGAAAAUUGUGGGGAGUUCCCUUCAGCUUUCAAACAGGGUAGGAAACACUUGAACUAGCCAAAUGCAGGGGCGUGAUGGUAGAUUUUUGUAUUUUUGGGGUGACAAGACUCCCUUGAAAACAAUGAAUCUGCUUCUCUUAAUCUCACCCCUGGGAUCUCUUUUUGUUUAUACCUGUUUGAAAUGUACCUGUUCUGGCCUGUUUACAGUUAUUCUCCUUUAUUCUAAGAAACAAAUUGCAAGAGAGGCUUGGUUGUCCACUUCAAUCAACUUGAACUUUUGUUGGAUACUUUUCAACCCACUUGAGUUUGCCAGCGGACUCAGACCCUAAGCCCAUGGAGUUUCACUCUGUGAAAGAGAAACUUUCAUCUGUGCUAAACAUGGCAGAGCUAUCCAGAUCUUGCUGGAGUCUUUAUGCCUUGAAUGCUUCUGAACUCUUCAGUCGUGUUGUGUUCUUCCAACCAAGAUCAUCUCUCACUCAGCAGACUUGGGGAAAGCAGCACACCAGUGGGCAGAUUUCGUCAAGCAGGCUGAAAACAGCUGCCUCUCAGAUGCUUUAGAUCAUUCCAUAGCAGUGUCCCUAGUUGAUAGGAGUCUUCUGCUUCAAUAUACUGGGCUAAGUACAUGGGCUACUUUUGCCCAUGUACCCCAGCCUUCCCUGACCAGAUGCUCUCCAGAUGCAUUGGACUACAACUGGACAUUGCAGUCCCCUAACAUCCAGAUGGCACCAAGUAAGGGAAGGUUGAUAUACACACGCGAGAAUCCCUUUCCAUGUAGUGAAGCUGCGAGUUCCUCUGUAAGAGUAGGAAGUUGUACUGUAAUUCUCUAGGCUAUACGUAUUGUCUUGUGCAUUUUUUUUGUGGGGGGAGGGCAGAAAGGUAUGUGUGUGCACGUGCACAUGAGCGAGAGAUUUGGAGACUAAAGACUUGUUUUGGGUUAACCUACCUCAUGGUUCAAGGCAUUUGGCAUGUUUAGUUUUUUUGUUUUUUAUGUUAAUGAAACUUGAAUUGGUCUGGGGAACGCACAUUAUUACUAAUUUCCGAGCUUGAGCAAGGGUAGAAAGCAGCUGGGCUCUGUGCUUUGCCUUCACGGUUACUUGGUUAUGUUGAAGUCCAAGGCUUGUUCUGUGUCCACCAGCUGCGCCAUUUUAAUAAGCUUUUCUUAAUUGUUAAGGCUGGUAUUUAUUGAAUCGUGGUGUCUUUUGCCAUCUCCUGACUCAGCGUUCUGGACUGAGAUGGGAGAUGGCUGAGUCCUGGAAGAAGCACACUCUUCCACUGGUAAUGAAAUCAGCACAAUCCCCAUCUCCCCACUUGGCUACUCAAGCUAUCUUGUCUGGCUAUUUAGGGAAGCUUGUAGUCACCUGUGAAUGUUAGUUGCUGCAAAAAGCUAGGACUAGAUUGUGAAUUAGCUGCACACCGUUCACUUAAACCUUCCUACCUUUGUCCCUGUAGGAAGGUUGUGUAGAACAAAUAUGAGAUGUCCUGUAAAUUGAUACUUGAGAUACCUGAUCAUUUUGUCAGGGGGCGCUCUCUAUCUGUUAAAUUAUUGAGCACAUUUCCCAUAUAGUCCCAUGUGCCUCUGCUAUUUCUUAGCGCUAGGUAUGGGAUUAUAUUUUCUCAUAUUGAUGAAACCCCCACCCCUUUUUAUUUUGUAGUACUCCUGACCCCACGGUUGUGGUAGGAAGUGUGCACAUCUAGAACUGAAAUGUGGUGCAAUGUGGGGGAGUAAUUUUAUUGGAAUUGUUAAGUAUAAUUUGCCCUCCUGUAGUUGAAGCACAUAGUGAAAAUAAUUAAAAGUAACAAAAGCUGAAAAUCUCAUCUGUUUUUAAUGGCACCUUGGAGUGAAUGUGCACAUUCAUCAACUGGACACUCUAAUAAAGUUUAGAACUGGGUUGUAAUAAUCUGCUUAGUUCAGCACUGGGCAAUUUUCAGCCCUGGUGUCCCUGAAGGCAUAAUAUUUCAGUUGAGAGAGUGGUCUCCCGAUAGUAGGAUAAUUUAUACAUUUUCCCUUCAUUCCAAGAAGGGAAUUGCAGUGAAAACCCUAGUGCACAUAAUUAACCCACAACAUGGUCAUAUCCUCCAGCACUUGGUUUAUAUAUAAAAAACACAUUUUUUCAAAGAGCAGGUGCCUUUUCUUGUCCCAAAAGGUUUCUUUUACUAAAGACUGGUGUUUGUUUGGGGCUUCUAUGGGAGGCUGCAUCAUCUGGCAAACUGGUUGCAUGUGCACAAGAAUGUGUGUGUGUGUGGAUAAGCUGUGUAAUUUUUUUACCUCGGUGUAAAUAGUGUAAGUUAUUUAAGGUUCCUGAUGUACAUGGUUUUCCAAUGAAUGUGUUUGAUCUUCCACUUAAUAAAUAAACUUAUUAAAAUGAAA
Molecule: messenger RNA, 8656 nt
Organism: Varanus komodoensis (Komodo dragon)
Lineage: Eukaryota; Metazoa; Chordata; Lepidosauria; Squamata; Varanidae
Gene: KIF21B
Product: kinesin family member 21B
Exons: 35
Coding region: 204-5084 (1626 amino acids)
Biological process (GO): mitotic spindle organization; microtubule-based movement
Molecular function (GO): ATP binding; microtubule motor activity; microtubule binding
Source: RefSeq, a predicted model, not a curated record